AUGUCGCGACCUACUUUUCUAACGCUUCCGGGUGGUGCUCGUAUUGCUUAUGAGCUUUUGGGCUCUGAAUGGAUAGGACACUCAAAUCCAAUCAUUUUCAUUGGUGGUGUAGGUUCUACAAGGGGAGACUGGCAGCGACUGGCUCAACCGCUAUCUCUGAGGCGCCCAGUUGUGAUCUAUGACCAUAGAGGUGUUGGAGAUUCGUCGUAUUCAACAGCCGCCAAAGAUGAUGAGAUCACCAUUGAGCUUAUGGCUCGCGAUUUGCUCUUCCUCCUCCAAUUUCUGAAGUUCUCAGAGCUGGCGCUCUGUGGAUUUUCAAUGGGAGGGACUGUCACGCAGCAGCUCCUGCUUCUCCCAUAUCUUCCCUCUGAUCCAGUUGCAUUGCCAUUCAGGGUUACCCAUGUCUUUCUAACUGGCACUUUUCAUGUCAUGUGGGAAGAGAAGGGGUAUGGAAUCCGGAUAGAUAGGACACCCAUAACAAAACCUUUGACAGAGGAACAGAAGAAAGCUCGCGCGAGGCCUAAUCUUGAAAAAAGCUUUGAUCCAGAAUGGAUUUCCGAUCCUGCGAACCAGAGUAGGUUUAACUGGUGGCUGGAUCGACAACUCAUUGGAAGACCUCUUCGCACUAUCAUAAAGCAAAGUCGGGCAGUUUCUCGCAUGAAACUUUCUGAAUAUGGACAGAUACCCAAAAACACGUCAUUCCUAGUGAUACACGGAGAAAAAGAUGCCAUAGUACCCUUUUCUAGCGGCACUAAUCUCCGACAGGUUAUUCCUCAAGUCUCAUUCAUCCAAACAGGCCCUCAACCAGGCCAGGUCCCUAAUCUCGCUUUUGGGCAUCAUUGGUGGGAGUAUUUUGACAUAGAAGUAUGGGUCAAGGUUUUUGAAACAUUUCUAUCUUCGAGGGAGAAUCAGCGAAAUGGAAAACUGUAA
Messenger RNA from Lentinula edodes (shiitake mushroom), 930 nucleotides. RefSeq names its product Alpha/Beta hydrolase protein. The record is from RefSeq and is a predicted model, not a curated record. Bases 1 to 930 code for a protein of 309 amino acids. The transcript is spliced from 7 exons. NCBI's taxonomy places the organism in Eukaryota, Fungi, Basidiomycota, Agaricomycetes, Agaricales, Omphalotaceae.